UGGUGGUAACGAUCUGGUGGUUAGGAGUCUAAUUGAAAUCAUUGUACACGUGUUGAUCAACGAUGUGAUUGGUGAUUGCAAGAACUGUAACUUACCGCAAAGCACCCAAUCCAAAGCUGCCCGAGUAACAGCCCCCUGUCAUCUGGCGCAACCAGCAAGCGAAGCAAGUAAAGAGAAAGAGCGUUUCCAAAUCGAAAUCCGAAGACUCCCAACGCAAAACCCAUCUUUGUCUGUGAAUUUGAGAGAGAGUAUGGGAGGAGAGAGGAAGACGAUAUUGGUGGGUUUGGUGGUCGCUAUGUUUCUUGGAAUUGCUGUUUACUUGAGACUCUGGUCGAUUGAUUAUGCUAUUUCUUCUGAUGAAUCUGAGUUGUUAAGGAGACAAUUCGAUCUUGCCAACAGGGAAGCAAUGGAUGAAUCUGCUGAGUGGAGAAUGAAAUAUGAUGAAGAAGCAGAGAGGGCUGCAAAGUGUGAUAAGGAACUGAUAGAGAUUAAACAGAAAGUGGAGGAUGCUGCCAGUAUUAACCAACAACUGGAAAUGCUGCAAAAGGAAAACAUGGCCUUGGUUGAGCGGAUGGAGGAAUUAAAAGGGAAACUAGAGGCUGCAAAGUUAAACUGUCACUCAUGAUAAAUAGAGUGAGUGGGACAGGAUCAUACUUUCAUGUUCAUGUAUAAUUCUGAGUCUGAUAGCUUGUUUCCUGAGGAAAGCACAUCUUAGAAAAUUGCGGUGAGGAAAAUUUGUGUUGAGAUCAACCAAGGAAAAGGUCAUUCUGAAUGAGAUAUCUCUUUUGUCCCCGUCAAUAUAUUGCAUAUUACAUGAAAGGUAUCAGUUUUUCAGUUACAAGA
Manihot esculenta (cassava) is the source of this 843-nucleotide messenger RNA. RefSeq lists its product as uncharacterized. NCBI's taxonomy places the organism in Eukaryota, Viridiplantae, Streptophyta, Magnoliopsida, Malpighiales, Euphorbiaceae. The transcript is spliced from 4 exons. The record is from RefSeq and is a predicted model, not a curated record. Bases 251 to 625 code for a protein of 124 amino acids.